Carassius auratus (goldfish) is the source of this 3560-nucleotide messenger RNA. RefSeq lists its product as uncharacterized. Bases 617 to 2314 code for a protein of 565 amino acids. The transcript has 6 exons. Gene Ontology annotation, molecular function: protein kinase activity. NCBI's taxonomy places the organism in Eukaryota, Metazoa, Chordata, Actinopteri, Cypriniformes, Cyprinidae. The record is from RefSeq and is a predicted model, not a curated record. Gene Ontology annotation, biological process: protein phosphorylation.
AGAUGGAAGCUGAGAAUCUGGAGAACCCAGAACUGGAGGCACCUGUACAACACAGACCUGUUGAGGUGGUGAUUGAUAUCCAGACAUGUUUACAAAAUUUUGUGGGAGGUGAAUUGUUUGGGGACAAAGAUAAUAAAAAGUUUGACAGUCACGAAAACAUAGUGGGUGUAAGAGGUUGUAUGACUCACUCUCACUCAUUUUCUAUUACAAAUGCUUCAACUGAUGAGUUGGAACCUGUACAAUGUCACAAAGAAUGUCUUUCUACUCAUAAUAACAGUGUACAAAUGGACCAAACCGAAGCCACACGGACACCCAAAACUGAAGCAAGCAAAACGUUGGUUGCAGCCCUUGAAGACCAUCAAACCUGCACAAUAGAUAUGUCAAACUCAACCACUGACUUGGGUGAUAGUUCUCACAUCAUUUCACUGUAUCCAGAGUGUCUCAGUACAGAAACUAUUAGACGUAAUGUUGACUGUCCUGCCGCAAUCAGUGAUGUAUUUUUGAGAAAGGAAGAUCAGAUUCUCCAUCUUGCCCAAAUCUCACCAUUAGCACUGAUCCAGAGCCAUGUAAGAUUCAUAGUAGCAGCGUUCAGUGUUCAGCCCCUGCACUAAUUUCAAUGGAGCUUUCUGAAUGUGCUGCUUCCCCAUGUGCAGGAGUGGGUAAGUGCCAAGGCCCAAGUACUUUCCCGAAUACAGUACACCACAUAGAAAUCAAGACCAGUUCAAGUCCGUUCUGUGCUGCAGAACAAACAUCUAAUAAAGGACAUGAGGAGCUGUCUGACUCUUCUGAUGAUGUUAACUGUUUAGAUCAGUCUUUUGAAGAACUUGCCACCAGUACCACCACACACAGCAAAGGUAUCACCGCAAACCUGGGAGAAAAACUGCACACAUCUCUCGUAAAAGAAUACCACAUUCACCCAGAAUCAAAGGCUGUGGAUGACAAAAAUAGCCUGUUCAAGAAAGUGGCCCAUCCACCUCUCUCCCAGUGUUCGCUGAACUCCAUCCCUGAGUUGUUGAUCUCUGAGUGGAAGGACAUGGAUGAGGAGCCUCUAGAGGAUUUUGAAAAACUAGAGCAACUGUGCUGCAUUUCUGGAGAUGAAGAGACCCUUGGAGAUCUGUUUUUAGGAAACUUAGAUCUGCUUGAAUCUUUGAAGAGAAAUCCAGAGCAAAGAACUAGUGGUGCUGGAGGAAUAAUAAAUCAUCAUGACUCAGCAGAUGCAGAGGGGAUGAUGAGAGAAGAGCUAAAAGAGGAAGUUGACGGGAUAUCGAAAAGUACCACGGUUGUCUUGCAACAGUCAGAGCAAUAUGAAAACAUUUCUCCAAAUUUCCCUGGUGAAGCUCAGCAGUCAGUGGAAAAGAGAACGGGGCAGCUCGUGCCAACAUCUCUCUCACCAUGCAAUUCUGCAGAUGGUUCCAAAGGGCAGAGGUCUCUUUCAAAAAUGCAGGCAAAAAAUGGACUGAUGAUGCAGGUUUGUGAGGAAAGACUCCAGUACUCUCUCAGUGAAAAUGUUAAAGCAAAUGUCCUGUGGGGGUCUGCAGUUAGUGACAGUGUGAUUCAGCACCCUUGUGGAGCCUCUACCACUUGGUCCUCUGAAGAAAAUGUUGCAAACAAAGAUUUCCAAGAAAAUGAGAGCAGUAAAGAGGAGACCCCACCCUCCUCUUCUUCUGUGUCUGUGAGUGAACCUGCUGAAGCAAAGACAGAAGGAAUUACUGUGCUCGAACAGCCUGAGGUUACACCUUCACUGCCAGCUGCAAAUCAAGCUAUGAAAGCUAAGCUGGCCCGUCUCUCUUUAUCCCUCCCUCCGCUCGCUCUUUCUCUUCCUCUCUCACCAAAUGCCAAAGGAGGAGGAUUCUGGGAAGGGGGAGAGCACAGAGGGGGAAGGAGGAGGAUUGCUUCAACAGGUAGCGAUCCAGAUGAAGAUGAUGAAGAGGAACAGGAGGAUGAGUCUCCCAGGCGCGUCAUCGUUGUCACAGAAACAGAUGUUGACAAGAGAGUGGGUUUGCGCAGCUUGCUGAAAUCACCAAAGGAACAAGUGGACAAAGAGAACCGUGACCGUGGGAGGAAUGUAUCAUUUUUUGAUGAUGUCACAGUCUAUCUUUUUGAUCAGGAAACCCCAACCAAUGAACUGAGCUCUGGAUCUAAUAGUUCAUCUCCCCAAGGAAAGCCCCCCAACACUGAUGGUUUUGGAUCAGGCAACCACAAGGCAUCAAAAAGUAAAGACCAUGUAGUGAAGGCAAGAUCUCCAACUGGAGUAACUUCCAGCUCAUCAUCAAGGUUUACAGUGAGCCCUGCCAAUGACCCACAUUUAGUGUGACAUACUACAGUUCCCAUGAACACCUGGACAGAAUGUAUGCCCCUGGAGUGAAUGAGUGGCCCCCAUUGUCAUCGGUAACUAUGACGACUCCUGGAGGUUAUUUUUUUAACUGCAAGAAAAAGAAGGACUCCCGUUUCAAAAGGCUGGAGGCAGUCCAGGUUUUACACACUGCAGUAGUUGUAGUGGUUGAUCCACACAUAGAAAGUUCCUUCCAAACAGCCAAAAUCCUUGGAGUUAUGUAAAAUCUGACAUGUACUUUUGGGCUAUGCAAUGGGAGUCUUAUUAUGUACCAGCUUAACUGUUCUAUUUUCAUGGCUUCUUGAGGUAUGUUUGUAUUUUACUCCCUUUGAAUGAAGGGGAGCACUUUCUCUGACCAGUACAUGUCUAGUUGUGAGCUUAGAAAUAUCGACACGGUAAAUUUGUUCUCAUUGCAGUCAGACGUUCUUGUAGUUUGUGGUUGAGGAGAAAAUCAUCUUUUUCCAAAUCACAGCAGUGCAGUUCUCAUUUAGCAUUUGUACAAACUAAAUAUUAAAUUGCAACAGAAUACAAACUCAUUUUGAAAACAUUUAUUUUAAUUGUAUUCUUAGAAUGCACGAAAAAACACAACUGCAACUAACUGUCAUGUUUAAUACUGUAUUUUUUAUUGCAAAUGUUAUUUAUUUCUGUAUCUAAUUUCUUUACUUGUUUAUUUAUUCUGCAUUUGUUUUUUAUUUUUAAUAUAUGUUUGUCUGUUGGCUUAAGUCACUUCAGAAGUUUAUGUAUAUUGUAUAUUUAGUUUGUAUCAAAUUAUUUUCUAUUAAUGUUAUUUUCCAUUUAAUCCUAAAAAACAUAUCUUUGCAUAGGUACAAAGACUUUGAAAUGUUUUCUCUAAUUUAGCUAUUUCUAGAUGUCAGUCUGUAUCUAGUUGUCAUAGGGUGUGUCUCUACGCAGGUGUUAUUUUCUAAUAAUGUAUUUUACAUUAGCUUUUCCUUUAUUUAUUUCGAAGCAGUAAUUAUUGCUUGGCAUGGAAAAAGAGAAAUUAGCAUACAUAACUACUAAUUGACUUAUUUAUUCAUUUUAAUUUUUUUUAUCUUAUCGUUCAUGCAAAUGUCUGACUCUUAGGUAGUCCAGAUCAUUACAUCACGUUCAGCAUCUGUUUCAUUUAGAGGAUUCAUAUUAUUCUGUAAGAAGCUGAAGGAGUGAAAAUAACAUGGAAACUGUGAAACAUUUAUUGAACUGUUUGCUGAAAAUAAAUUGUUCUGUCUUA